GUCCCCCCGUGGUUAAUCCAGUAAUUGGUUGUAAGGAUCGUGCAUACAAUCACAGAGAGUUAGCGAAAAUGCCGGGCGGAGGAUUACAAUGACGGGUGCAAGGCUAUAAUCAAUAAAAAUCACGAUGGCGGCAAACGAGCAGGGUGAGAAGCGGAGCCUAGACGAUUCGGCCGGUGAUGAGGAGCCAGUGCUGUCCCUGCUAGACGUUUUGGAGGAGGAUGAUGCGUUGCAAGACGAGGCCUGCGCCGUUCUAGGAGGGAGUGAUGCUGAGAAAUGCUCGUACCCGGAGGGUUAUGUGAAGAGACAGGCGCUUUAUGCGUGUAAUACGUGUACACCUAAUAAAGAGGAGCCUGCUGGCAUCUGCUUAGCCUGCACGUAUAAGUGUCAUGAAGGACAUGAUCUUUUUGAGCUCUAUACAAAGAGGAACUUUCGCUGUGACUGUGGCAAUGGAAAAUUCAAACAGAUGGAGUGCAAGUUAUUUCCUGAGAAGGAGAAGUGUAAUGCUGCUAACAAAUAUAAUACAAAUUUCUUUGGCUUGUAUUGUACCUGCAAAAGACCAUACCCUGAUCCUGAAGAUGAGGUUCCCGAUGAGAUGAUUCAGUGUGUGGUCUGUGAAGACUGGUUCCAUGGAAGGCAUCUGGGUGCAGUUCCACCUGAAGACGCAGAUUAUCAGGAAAUGGUAUGCCAAGUUUGUAUGAACCGUUGUUCCUUCCUGUGGACUUAUGCUGCACAGCUGGCAGUUCCUACUGUGACUAAAAUUACCCCUGCCGAAGUGGAACAAGAAGAUCUUAAAGUUGACGACUGUCCAGAACAAAAUGUAAAAGUUGAAAAUGGAUUAAAUAUAAAGGCCGAAGAUAUUAAGGAAGAGGAUAUGGCUGACCAGCAUAAUGGCCCAUCUACUAGCACCAAAUCUGAAGAGAAAUGUACAAAUGGAGAACUUUCUCAUCCUGUGAAAACCGAGUCUAAACCUGUUGCCACAUGUAAACUUGAGGAGAAUAAAAUACAUCAAGGGUACAGGACUGAUACCGCUGUGUACUGGCUGGGCAACUGGCGCAGCAAGCUGUGCACAUGUGACACCUGCAUGAAAAUGUACGCUGAGCUUGAAGUGGUGUUCCUGUUGGAAGAAAGUGACACCGUUCUGGCUUAUGAAAGUAAAGGCAAAAAUGAAGCAAGCGAGGGAAGAGAUCCCCUAAUGACUGCUCUCAGUAACAUGAACCGAGUGCAGCAGGUGGAGCUCAUCUGCGAAUAUAAUGACCUUAAAACAGAGCUACGGGAUUACUUGAAAACAUUUGCAGAAGAAGGAAAGGUUGUACAGACAGAAGAUAUUCAGCGCUUCUUUGAACAACAGCAGUCUAGGAAAAGAAGGCGUAUGGAUGGAAUGCAGUAUUACUGUAGCUGAAUCAACAGCUUAGAUGAUUAGACACUAGCGCUGGGUUACUAUAUUACAUAAAAACUGAAAACCUUUAGAAAUCUGUCUACACAGUUUGUGUUAUUUUCACAUACCUAUUUUAUGUCCAAUCUUUUAGUUCUUUAGAUUCUUAACCCCUGGGCUGCCAAACAGGACUGUAACGCACAAUAUAUUGCAACAUUCUCUGGCAGAAAAAAGUUUAAUGUUGAAGUUAAUACUUCUGUUUGAUCUGCAACAACUGUGAUCUUGUUGAGUGUGUGUGUUCUCCUGAUUUUUUUUUUUUUUUUGUACAAUUCUUCAUUUUAAUAAAAUAACAACUAGAUGUCUGAACGAUUCCCCAAUAAUAAUUAUUAUUAUUUUUGUGUCUCUCUCAUAAAGAGAGGGCUGCCAUUCUGCCUCUAAAUUUUCUGUAUAGGAAAGUAUUUGCAGCUUAAAACCAGCCUAGCUGUAUCAGCUUGGUCAGUGCUACUUAAAGAUUACUUUUAAAUUUUCUAUUUUGAAUUUGUUUGGAGUAAAUUGUACAUAACAUUUGUCUUCUAUUUUGUAAAAUUAAGAAGGCAAGCUUCUUUCUGAUAUGGACCUUUAGAAAGUGUGUGUGUGUGUGUAUGUGUAUGUAUGUAUUUUGUUGUUGGGGUGUUUUUUUUGUUUUUUUUUUGUUUUUUAUUACUUUUUUUUUUAGGGGGGGUGGGGGUGUUGCCUUGUUCAGAUCUUUUUAUUCAGUUACAGAUCAUCAUAUUAAAUUAUCAAAAACCUAGAAACCGAUCCAAAGUUCCUGCUGUUGCAUGAAGUUUUUCAGAGAAGUGCACAUGUUUGUGUAUCAUGCUGACCUCUCUACAAAGUUGAACUGUAUAUAUUGCACUGUUUUACUUAGAAUUAAAGUAAUCUGGAGUAA
This is a messenger RNA of Bombina bombina (fire-bellied toad), 2300 nucleotides long. It is a transcript of the gene UBR7, whose product is annotated as ubiquitin protein ligase E3 component n-recognin 7. The record is from RefSeq and is a predicted model, not a curated record. Bases 125 to 1399 code for a protein of 424 amino acids. The transcript is spliced from 12 exons. Gene Ontology annotation, molecular function: zinc ion binding; ubiquitin protein ligase activity. Lineage: Eukaryota; Metazoa; Chordata; Amphibia; Anura; Bombinatoridae. Gene Ontology annotation, cellular component: cytoplasm.